Acanthisitta chloris (rifleman) is the source of this 1368-nucleotide messenger RNA. Its product is annotated as putative short-chain dehydrogenase/reductase family 42E member 2. The record is from RefSeq and is a predicted model, not a curated record. Gene Ontology annotation, biological process: steroid biosynthetic process. Gene Ontology annotation, molecular function: 3-beta-hydroxy-Delta5-steroid dehydrogenase (NAD+) activity. Bases 1 to 1368 code for a protein of 455 amino acids. The transcript is spliced from 11 exons. NCBI's taxonomy places the organism in Eukaryota, Metazoa, Chordata, Aves, Passeriformes, Acanthisittidae.
AUGAAACUCCCUGGGAUCGUCUGCGUCCAGGAGCGCUAUGGAGCAAUCUUCACCAUGGAGGAGGAGGAAUUGUUACACGUGUCUGGUAAUACCAGACAGUAUUUCACUGACACAAAACUUAUCCUGAGUGGAGUAGCAACACCCUCGCAGCCGAGCCCUGACUCCAAAUGGCAUGGGAGUGCUGGAGCACUGAGCACAAGCGCGAUGCGAGCCGUGGUGACGGGAGGUGGUGGCUAUGUGGGAUACCAGCUGGGAUGUGCUCUUGCCAAAGCAGGAGCUUCUGUUGUUCUGUAUGACAUCAACAAGCCUAAGUGGGAAAUUCCCAAUGGAGUGGUGUGUAUCCAGGCAGAUGUCAGGGACUAUGAUGCCAUAUGUGCAGCCUGUGAAGGUGCUGACUGUGUGUUUCAUGUAGCUUCAUAUGGAAUGUCAGGAAGAGAGCAAUUGCACAGGGAAGAGAUUGAAACUGUAAACAUUAAUGGAACAAGAUUCAUCAUCAAUGCCUGCAAACAGCAGAACAUCGCUCGGCUGAUCUACACCAGUACAGUAAAUGUGGUGUUUGGAGGGCUCCCUAUUGAAGAUGGGGAUGAGGAAACUGUGCCAUAUUUUCCAAUUGAAAAGCAUGUUGAUCAUUAUUCCAGAACCAAAUCAAUUGCAGAACAAAUGGUACUAGCAGCUAAUGGAACUCCACUAGCAGGAGGUGGAACACUCCACACGUGUGUUCUUCGCCCACCAGGAAUCUAUGGACCAGAAGAGCAGAGACACUUGCCAAGGCUAGCAAAGAAUAUUGAGAGAGGGUUACUUAGCUUCAAGUUUGGGGACCCUACUGCUAAAAUGAACUGGGUGCAUGCAGAGAAUCUUGUCCAAGCUCAAAUUCUUGCUGCUGAAGCUCUCACUCCUGAAAAGAACUACAUAGCUAGUGGCCAGGUGUAUUUCAUUAAUGAUGGUGAAAAAUCCAACCUUUUCGAAUGGUUAACUCCACUUUUUGAAAAAUUGGGCUGCAGUAAGCCGUGGAUACGUGUUCCUGCUUCCUUAGUUUAUGCAUCAGCCAUGGUAAUGGAAUACCUUCAUCUGAUGCUGAAACCAUUGUUUGAACUGUCCCCACUGCUGACCAGAAAUGAGGUACAGAACAUUUCUACCACUCACACGUUUCGAAUAGACAAGGCACGGGCCCAGCUGGGCUACAGCCCAGGGAAGUUUGUGUUUGCUGACUCCGUGGACCAUUACAUAAAAUCCAGACCAGAAGCUCCGAAUCAUCACAUCUUCCUCAAAGUUUUGCUUUCUUUAAUUGUCAGCUUAAGUUUGAUCUUUCUUUCUUUAAAAUUUGACGGCCUUUCAGUUCUGCAUUUUUUUAAAGAAACACAACAGUGA